Nicotiana tabacum (common tobacco) is the source of this 510-nucleotide messenger RNA. The record is from RefSeq and is a predicted model, not a curated record. Lineage: Eukaryota; Viridiplantae; Streptophyta; Magnoliopsida; Solanales; Solanaceae.
AUGCCUAGUGAGGGAUGGGUUAAAGUCAACACUGAUGGUGCUUCGAGGGGGAAUCCGGGAAAGAGUUCAAUUGGGGUUUGUGUGAGGAAUCAGGAAGGUGAUGUUAUUUAUGCUCUUGGAAAGGAGAUUAAUGAGGCAACCAAUACUGAAGCUAAAGCACUUGCAUUUCUGGAGGCCUUAAAGAUAGGCAAUGAGCACAAUUACAAUAAUGUUUGGCUGCAAACUGAUUCCAUGCCGAUAAAGAAAUUUGUUGAAGAAUUGUGGAAAACUCCUUGGUGUAUUGUCAAAUAUAUGGAGGAAAUUUGGCAACUAAUGGGCAGGGGUAAUUACAGGGUGUCACACAUCUACAGGGAAGGAGACAAACAAGCGUACUACCUUGCCAACUAUGCUAUCGAUAUAGGAGACAUUGAAUUCCAUGGCUUUAGGCAGCUGGAUUCAAAGGGAAGGAAAAUAGUCAAUCAAGACAAACUCCAAUGCCCAUAUUUGAGGGUGAAAGUUGCAAGGAAUUAA